CUAUAGAAAAUUAUUCUACAACUUCAAUCAGUGGUGAUCAUCGUAUGGAUGCCCCUAAAUCCAUGUCACGGAGGCGGAAGUACUCCGAAGGCACUAGAUUGGUAGGCAUAUUCCUCCCUCAUGAACUCAUUACACAAAUCCUUUCAUUCCUUCCGGUAAAACACCUAAUGCAACUAAAGUGCGUCUGCAAGUCAUGGAAAACCCUCAUCUCCAAUGAUUCCACACUCGUCAAAUUACACCUUAAGCGAUCUGCAAAGCGCGUUGCACUAUUUUCAUUCACAUGCAAUAAAUCCCGAAAGUUAUGUUCCGUACGUUUCCCGAAAGUUUCUUUUGAAAAAGGAAAAGAACCUAAACAAAAAUUGACCGAUGCCUUUGGUGCAUUCCUUUUUCCCGUUGGUUGUUGCAAUGGAUUGCUCUGCUUAGUCGGUUAUUAUUUGACCAGUGAUCAUCAUGCAGAAAUCUGGCUUUAUUUAUACAACCCAGCAACCAAGAUAUUCUCUAACAAAAUUGUGUUUCUUAGCAAGCCUCGUGCAUAUUACCUUCAUUUUGGGAUUAUAUUUAGAUUUCAACAUGGGUGGAAGUUUGCCUUUGGUUAUGAUAAUUCAACCGACACAUAUAAGAUUGUGGCGUUCUGUCUAUUGACAAACGAGGUGAGAGUUUUCAAUUUUGGUGAUAAAGUUUGGAGAAAUAUUCAAAGUUUUCCCGUUGUCCCUGUUGACCGUGGCGGUUUCCCUUCAGAUUUGCAGUGUCAUCCGGGUAUCAAUAACGGUGUGUAUGUGAAUGUGAGUGGGACUCUUAACUGGUUGUCCAUUCAAAAUAAUUUCGAAUAUAAAAAUGAAAUUGAUUGGGAACAUAUUACUAUUGACCAGUUUGUGAUCAUCUCGCUUGAUUUGAGUACUGAGACAUACCUUCAGUUGCUACCCCCAUCGGAUUUUGAUAAAUUGCCAUGUCUUCAGCCAACCCUUGUUGUGUUGAUGGACUGCCUUUGUUUAUCAUUUUCUCAUGGUUUUGAUGGAACCGAUUUUAUUAUAUGGCAGAUGAAGGAAUUUGGAGUUCAAGAGUCUUGGACUCAACUUCUUAAAAUUAGUUAUCGGAAUCUCCGAAGCUUGAUGUCUUAUGAUUACGAAUCGCUCUUGUUCCCGGUGUGUGUUUCUGGGAAUGGUGAUACAUUGAUAUUGGCUUGGGGUAAAAGUAAUGAGAAAGCAAUCCUCUGUACUUUGAGUGAUAAUAGUGUAAAGAAAUCUAGAAAAUUUACCAAUGAAAUAAGGUGGUAUCUUGCCAAAGAUUACGUUGAAAGCUUGGUCUCGAUCGAUUGAAAAACAGAACAUGCCUUAUGAAGGGAUGACAAAAGUCUUCAAGUGUGGAAGCAAUUAGUGUUUUGCAUCUAAAUAUUUUUAUUUAAUUUUACCAUAAACAUCUAUAAGUUUGUAAUGAUUUUUCCAAAGGAAGAACUAUAAAUUUAUUUGUCCUUUAUGCUUGUGUUUACAUGAGAUGAUGAGAAUGAUGUAUUUUUAAAGUUAUAGCAAAACAUGGGCAAUCUAUGAAGCAGUGUGGGUAUCA
This is a messenger RNA of Trifolium pratense (red clover), 1560 nucleotides long. RefSeq names its product F-box/kelch-repeat protein At3g23880-like. The record is from RefSeq and is a predicted model, not a curated record. The transcript has 2 exons. The coding region runs from base 45 to 1316 and encodes 423 amino acids. NCBI's taxonomy places the organism in Eukaryota, Viridiplantae, Streptophyta, Magnoliopsida, Fabales, Fabaceae. Gene Ontology annotation, molecular function: protein binding.